Molecule: messenger RNA, 2689 nt
Organism: Vicia villosa (hairy vetch)
Lineage: Eukaryota; Viridiplantae; Streptophyta; Magnoliopsida; Fabales; Fabaceae
Product: protein NETWORKED 4A
Exons: 4
Coding region: 641-2461 (606 amino acids)
Cellular component (GO): vacuolar membrane
Molecular function (GO): actin binding
Source: RefSeq, a predicted model, not a curated record
AUUUGCAAAAUUCCGUUGUUUUUGUCUUUGUCUUGCUGAAACAUGUUUUUUUUUUUUCAUUUCAUGAAAUCCUUUGACAUAGUUUUUUGUUUUUUUAUUUUUUAUGUUUGUCUGAAUCUUAUCUAUUAUUGUUCUAACAAAAAGCAAAAUUUGGAAUUAUCGACAUAAUCAAUCAAUAAAAUUACAAAAAUAUAUCAUAAACAGUUAGUAUUACAAUAAAUGAUAUAUAAAUUUUGUUUUCUUUGUAAUUAAAAUAUAUUUUUUAUUUCCAAAAAAUAAAAUAAAAUUUGUGCAACCAACCAACCACCAGUCAAGAAACACGUUUUCAAGCGGCGAUUGCGCGCUUCAACGGGUGGAGGUGGGUAUAGCUGUACCUUAAACACGCUCCGUUGUUUUUGUAAGAUAAUAAAUAAAAUAAAAAUUGUCAAAGCUUUUUUAUUUUUUAAAUUAAAAUUAACUUUGAUUAUAUAUUUUAUUAUUUUUCAUUUUAAAAUUGUCCGCGCGAAAUUCAUGUGUGUCGUGUUUCACUGCUUGUCUUGCUGUUUUCGUUCUGGGCCAGGGUCGGUGGAACACAUGCCCAUGAUGUAGAUGGGGUCCACAUUAAUGGUUUCUGAAGCUUAGCUAGAACUUGCUCUGGAAAAUGGCUGCUUCUGGGGUUAAUUCUAGCAAGCAAAUGAAGAGGUUGGAAUCAAGGAAAUCACAUUCUUGGUGGUGGGAUAGUCAUAUUGGUCCCAAGAAUUCUAGGUGGCUCUCUGCAAAUCUUGAAGAAAUGGACCGGAGUGUGAAACGGAUGUUGAAGCUGAUAGAAGACGAUGCGGAUUCAUUUGCUAAAAAAGCUGAAAUGUAUUACAAGAAGAGACCACAGUUGAUUUCUUUGGUUGAGGAGUUUUACCGUAGUUACCGAGCCUUGGCAGAACGCUAUGAUCAUGUGACGGGAGAGUUGCGGAAGAAUGUACAAACUGAUCUCCAAUCUCAAGGCUCAGGUUUUUCAGACACCGGCUCUGAACCGUCUUCGGCUUUGCCCUCUCCAAAUGUAGCUCAUACAAAAUCUGGUAACCGAGCUGCUGGGUUUGACUUCUUUCUGGGAUCUGGUGGAAAUGCUUCUGAUAUAAACCAAAAAGACGGAGAUGAGUCCUCAAGUGUGACGGAUUCUGAGGAAGAAUCUGAUGAUUCAUCAUCGGUCAACAAUUAUUCAGCUUUCUCGCGGAAUGGUAGUGAUCCGGGGAUGAACAGAAGAAUAUCUGAGUUGGAAAAUGAACUACGUGAGGUAAAAGAAAAGCUAUGGACACAGGAAGGGGACCAUGCGGAGGUUUCCGUUUCAUCUAGUGAGGCUAGAAUUGAGAAUUUCGAAGAUGCUUAUGCUAAAAUUAAUGCUUAUGAACACGAUUUAGUGAUUGUGAAUGAAAAGUUAAGGAUGUCAGAAGAAGAAAUCACUAAACUAAAGAUUGAACUCGAAAACUACAGAUCCUUGGGUUCAGGAAAUAUCGAUGCUAGUGUCGAUAAGGAACUGGAGGUUCAAGGAAGCAUUGAUGGUGUGGAUAAGGAAUUGUUCGAGCCGAGUAAUGACACCGUGGCACUUACAGAUGAGCUUCGAAUCGCGAAAGAAAAUCUCAAGGCUUCUGAAAUGCAGGUUGCUUCACUGAAAACUGAGGUGAAUAAAUCCAAGGAAAGAAUUCAACAGCUGCAGGAACAACUUGACUUGGCUCGAAAGGACAUUUCAUCUUGGAAAACCAAAUUCAGCGCCGAGAAAAGAGAGAGCACGAAAUUCCAAGAAAGACUUGCGAGGUUAAGGAGUAGUUUAUCAGACCGGGAUAACGAGAUCCGGGAGUUGAAAACAGCUGUAUCGGAUGCCGAGGAGAAAAUCUUCCCAGAGAAAGCUAAUUUGAAGUUGGAAAUGUCCAAAUUAUUGGAGGAACAAACGCAUUUAAAAGAGCUGAUCAGAGAAUGGGAAUGCCGCGGCCGAUCUUUUGAAGAGGAGAUCAGAAACAUUCAAUCCGAAAGGAUCGAGAUGGAGGCAGAAUUCAAAGACAGAAUCGAGUUACUCAAGGCAGAAAUCAAGCAGAGAGAAAACAACAAAAAAGAACUCAUUGCAAUCCUUGAUGCCUUAAAGUCAGAGAGAGAUAAUCUCAAUAUCGUAAUAAGUUCACUCAAGGAAGAUGUGAACUCUAGAGACGGAAGGAUCGAAAGUCUCGAUCAACAUUUGAACGAAUUACAUAUGGAACAUGUACAACUGAUUUCCGGAAUGGAAGAAACACGCAGACAAGUAGAAGAGAUAAAAACAAAAGCUAAAAAACUCGAGGAACAGGUCGAAAGGCAAAAAUCGGAGAUCUUAGAAACAGCCGAGGAGAAGCGCGAGGCGAUUCGGCAGCUUUGCUUCUCACUUGAACACUAUAGAAAUAACUAUGAUAUGCUUAAGCAGCAGUUUAUAGGGCACAAGAGGGUUCCAAUUUUGGCUGCAUAGUUAGUAUUAAUCUAAAAUGUGAGUUUGUAUAAUUUUGAUAUUUUCACGUAUAAAGCUGAAUUGAACUAAGUUUGUAUCUUAAUGUAAAGUGGGGUACCCCACUACCCCUUGUCUACUACCAUCUUUUAAUACAUUUUGCUUGAAAAAACGAAGAAAAAAGAACACUUAGAUGUGUGUACUGUGUGAUACAUGUCUUGUCUAAUGGGAAUUAUUACAUAAGCUUUUUCA